Messenger RNA from Exophiala aquamarina CBS 119918, 2976 nucleotides. RefSeq lists its product as uncharacterized. Lineage: Eukaryota; Fungi; Ascomycota; Eurotiomycetes; Chaetothyriales; Herpotrichiellaceae. Bases 1 to 2976 code for a protein of 991 amino acids. Gene Ontology annotation, biological process: glutathione metabolic process. Gene Ontology annotation, molecular function: 5-oxoprolinase (ATP-hydrolyzing) activity. The record is from RefSeq and is a predicted model, not a curated record. Gene Ontology annotation, cellular component: cytosol. The transcript is spliced from 6 exons.
AUGCCGGCGGAUCGCCCCCUCGUUGUUGGCGUUGAUGUUGGAGGAACCAACACAGACUCGGUCCUCCUUGAUGCCUCACAAGUUGGAAACAAGGCCGUGCUUGCCUCUUACAAAGCUGCUACAACUUCCAAUGUAACGUUGAGUGUCCAGGAGACGCUGCGAGUUUUACUUGACCAGUCCACCGUCGAUCGGGCUGAUAUCUCAGCUCUUGCUAUCGGCACCACUCAUUUCAUCAACGCACUCAUUGAAAGAGACUCUUCUCGUGUUGAAAAGGUGGCAGUCUUGCGGCUUGCCUCGUAUAAUUUCUCUUCUGGCACCCCACCCUUCGCCGACUGGCCGAGUGCAUUGAAGCGGAUAGUGAACGGCUACUCAGCAAUCAUUCCUGGCGGGUGCAAUAUCGAUGGGAAGCUCAUCGCGGACAUCGACCCCGAGGUCGUCCGGGAACAGGCCGACAUCAUCAAAGGUAAAGGUAUCAAGAACGUGGUAAUUGUUGGCAUUGGGUCCCCUACCGACCAUAAAUAUCACCAGGAAGAACGUGUGCGUGACAUUCUGAAGGCCAAACUGUCGGAAAAUGUCAAUUUGGUUCUGUCUCGAGAUGUUGCGGGCAAUGGACUUUUGGCCAGAGAGAAUGCAUCUAUCCUAAAUGCAUCCAUUCUUAACUUUGCCCGCCGAGCAAUCCGUUCCUUUAUGGCAGCCAUGAAGCAUAUUGGCUUGCACUGCCCGCUUUAUCUAACUUCGAACUCAGGCCACCUCCUUACAUUUUCCGAGGCUAUGCAAUUUCCGAUCAGAAUAUUUUCUUCAGGAGCGACAAAUUCCAUACGGGGCGCUGCAUUUCUGGCUGGCUCUGAGGUGGGUCAGACUGGUUGCGUGGUAGUGGAUAUCGGAGGCACAACCACUGAUGUUGGCUAUCUCCUGAAGAAUGGUUAUCCUCGUCUCGCAAAGAGUUACACCGACAUUGCUGGAGUAAAAGUCAAUCUGGAAAUGCCAUCUGUCGAAAGCGUUGGACUUGGCGGAGGUUCAAUCAUACACUUUGGCGCUGAAGGAGAAGAAGUGACGGUAGGGCCAGACAGCGUUGGGCAUGAUCUCCUGACGAAGGCCUUGAGCUUCGGUGGAUCUGUGGCAACUGCUACUGAUGUUGUAGUGGCCUCCGGAGAUGCAACUCUGGGAACUCAUAAAGCUGGACUUCCAGAUAACCUCAUUCCAAAAGCGAAGCUCAAGAUGAAAAAGCUUUUGGAGGCCUGUAUCGAUCGGUCAAAGAAUUCACCCGAUCCUUGUACCAUCAUUCUUGUUGGAGGUGGGUCGAUAUUAUGCCCUCCGGAAUUGGAAGGUGUUAGCAAAAUUGUGCUACCCGAACACGCUGGAGUUGCGAAUGCAAUAGGAGCUGCUAUGGCGAAGAUAUCGGGCUCGGCUGAGCUGAUGGUCAAUGGAUCCGAGGUUGAAGCAGGAAUUGCCCAGGUGAAGGCUCAAGCUAUACAAAAUGCGAUCUCCAGAGGUGGUAACGCAAGCUCAGUCACGAUUCUUCACCAAGAGGCUGUUGGAGUUCCGUACACUGACAAUCAGACCGCAAUAAAGGUUGAAGUGGCCCUACCGGCGGACCACGAGAGGGUUCGAAGGGAAAUGCGGCAGCUUGAGGAGGAUUCAGACAUCGACUUGGAUAAAGAAUUGUUUGAGGAGACGAAAAUCCAUGACAUUGCCGCAAAUGGCGAUGCAUCAAGCGAUGAAAAGAUUGAUUACAAGAGCUACCGCCCAACUGUAUCUUCGGCUGGCAUAUGGAGUCUGUCCGAAGUCGAUCUUCGGUUCUUGGCUCUCGGGUGUUAUAUCUUGGGAACUGGUGGCGGAGGCUCCCCAUAUGCAACAUACCUUGCGCUGCGACAACUGCUCGCAGACGGGCACUCGAUGACUCUUGUCAGUUGCGAUAGUCUCAAAGAUGACGACGCCAUCCCGACCGUUGGCUCAAUCGGUACACCAGCGGUAAGUAUAGAAAGACCUGGUGGCGACGAGAUCUUGCAUGCUUUGGACAUGAUGUCUAAGGAGGUGAACGUUAAAUUCACACAUUUUCUUGCAUCCGAGAUAGGGGGCGGAAACGGGCUUUCAAGUCUGAAUCCUGGGAGCUCCAAGCACUAUGGGCUACCAACUGUGGACGGUGAUCUCAUGGGUCGAGCAUAUCCCGCUUUCGAAAUGAUAUCUAGAUACGUCCACGCAGCCUCAAUCAACGAGAUUCUCCCCGUAACGCUCUGUAGUGGCACAGGCGACAAUGUUCUUAUUCCAGCCAAUCAGACGGAUAAUGUAUCCGCUGGAAUACAAAUAAGAGAUGUCUGCGUCUCAAUGGGGUGCUCUAGUAUGGCUUGUGGAGCCGCUGGUGUCCCUUUAACUGGCAAAGAGAUGCGAGAUUAUGGUAUUCCAAACACACAUUCUUUGGCAUGGAGGCUAGGCCGAGUUGUUUCGAUAGCGCAGCAGUCGGCAUCAUUGUCCACACUUGCGGACGCCCUGAUCGAGGAAUGCGGCGGACCUGAAACCGCCCUACGGCUAUUCACGGGAAAGAUCCGAAGCGUCGAAAGUGGUCUAACAAAGACGGCUCACAGCGUUGGCAAGGUCACCAUCGAAGCUCUUAGUGAAGACGAAACUGAAAGCGACGCUGACAAGAGUGGCAACUGGAGCGAGGUCCUUGUUCCAUUCAUGAACGAAAAUUUAGCAGUACUCGGAAGAGACAAGCAAGGUCAGGAGACGAUAUUGGCGACAGUUCCGGACUUAAUAUUUCUCUUGGAUGUAUCAACGGGCGAAAACAUCGGCGUUCAAGAAUAUAGAUAUGGGUUGAAAGUGACCGUCAUGGUCAUGGCACCACAUCCCGUGUGGACAUCAAAGCGUGGAUUGGAACUUGGAGGUCCCAGCGCUUUCAACCUGCCAUAUGAAUAUAAGUCAUCACUCAAAUAUGUGAAACCACGAAGCGUCAUUGAAGAAUUUAGAGAAACGCCUUGA